Eruca vesicaria subsp. sativa (arugula) is the source of this 480-nucleotide messenger RNA. NCBI's taxonomy places the organism in Eukaryota, Viridiplantae, Streptophyta, Magnoliopsida, Brassicales, Brassicaceae. The record is from the annotation of a GenBank genome assembly.
AUGGAAGCAAAACUGCAAGCUUGGCUGGAACCAAAAGGCAAGACGAAAAGCUCGCGUAAGAUGAUGGCUAUACGUUCAAUAUCUCAAAGCUCGGUCAAAAAACUCGUAGUUCAUAGAUCAGCUAUUAUUGCAGAAAGUGCUAAACCUACUGGCAAAGAACAGAGGAAUGUGAGCGCCAGGAACUUAUUUGGUGGUGAUGCUUCACAUUUAUGGAUAACCCAUUGGAUGUCGAGAAGAACAAUACUGAACUCAGUCCUCUUCGAGAAGCUCUAUCUCGACUCAAAUGCAAAACCAAACUCAGCAGAUGGGUCAUCUCCGAUGCUCAAACCAAUGACUCCAAAAACACCUUUUCUUGCUGUAAACACUGACGAUAUGCAGAUGAGUGGCACUUGCCAGAAGUUCAGUGCCUGGAGCACUAAUUUAAAGCUACGAAUCAAAAUUUCAAAAAGUAUGUGCUAUUAUUAUGUUGACAAGAAUUAG